This is a messenger RNA of Pogona vitticeps (central bearded dragon), 1391 nucleotides long. It is a transcript of the gene ACTMAP, whose product is annotated as actin maturation protease. NCBI's taxonomy places the organism in Eukaryota, Metazoa, Chordata, Lepidosauria, Squamata, Agamidae. The record is from RefSeq and is a predicted model, not a curated record.
UUCUCCUCCACCCCCUUGCCCGGGGGUGCCACCACCACCACCGCCACCCCUGUGCCCAGGUGUGGCCCCUCUGCCACCACCUCCUCCACCACCACCAUCCGCACCGCCUCCUAUGUUAGGUGGACCUCAGCUCCUCAAAGCCGCUUUGGAGCAAGCUGGACGUGCGGACCCUGACAGUGUGCGGGAGCUCCUGAGACGCAGGCAGGCCAGUUUUAAUGAGAAUUUAAAGUGGCUUCUUUUCAACAACCCUGUCCCUUCCCUCAUCCAGGAGGGCCCCCAGUGUGGGCUGGUGGCGCUGUGGAUGGCCGGUGCGCUGCUCUCGCUACCCAGAGCCAGGUCCUUGGAGAGAAUUGUGCAGGUGGCUCUGGAGAGAGGCUACACAGCCCAGGGGGAAAUGUUCUCAGCUGCUGACAUGGCCACGCUUGCCAAGGAGGUGUUUCCCUGCCAGACGGAGCUGCUCUCUGGAGGUUUGGAGGGACAGAACCACAGAAGGAUCCUUCAGCAUCUCUGGUCAGGCUUUCCGGUUUUGAUACCCUACGACGAAGACAACAACCACGAACCUUGCCUCCGGAAGGGCCACAAGGCUCACUGGGCCAUCGCCUCAGGAGCCCUGCUUGGUCUGAAGAGAGGUGUCCAGCUGCCUCCCUGCCGGGAAGAUGAGGAGAUCCCCGGACUCUUCCACGCCGGCCCGGCGGUCUCGGCCCUCUCUCUGGAUGCCGUGGCCGAGACUUAUUUGCUGGCUAAGCAGGGCAAGAGUUGCCGCUACCAGCUGUGGAGUUACACGCAAGUCCAGGAGAGCAAUGGGCAGCUGACAGACUUCAGCCCCAAACGGGCAUCCGAUGGCAAGGUCUACAUCGUGCCAGCCGGAGGUGUGCGGGAAGGGCUGUGCGGAAAGGCUGUUUUGCUGAGGCCAGAGAUGCCGGAGGGCUCCCACUCUGACUGAGCGGGCCGGACUCUCAACCUUGGGGUGGGGAAACCGCUUUCCAAAGUCACUACCUCAGCUGGCUGUAUCAAGAGCAUAGGGGGGCAGCAGGGAAGCUCUGUGGCACUUCCAUGUUCAAGUAGAGCGUAUCUGGCCUGUGUGAGGGGGAUGCUGCCUUUAUGCCUUGCGGUCGAUCAGCUGGAACAGACCUAUAAGUAGCCCAGGCGGCACAUUCUGGGUGCCUCUAAGGCUAGCAGAGGGGGCCGACCGACUGGGAGAAGGCGCAGUCCAUUAUAAGAACAGCAGGAAAGUUCAUGCUUUCCUCCUGGAGGCAGAAAAGCCAUUUUAUUCCCCUGUUCUCCACUCCCACCUGCAGGAGCUACUUUCCACAGCAGGGUAGCCCUUGGUUGCUGUUGGUGUGGCCAGCUAGGGACAAACUAUAUUAAACUAUACAAACUAUUAUGGUUAA